AAAAAAAACUUAUUCAAUAAAGAUAAAAAAAAAGAUAGACAGUGUUUAGAAUCUUUUACAAAUAAAAAUCAUAGAUUUUGGAUAAAGAAGUCGUAAUAUUUGAGAUUAAUACUUUUGCAAAGAAUCAAUGUUGGAUUACUUAAAAUAUUAUUACGCGCCAUAGGAUAUAAGGUCACCGGUUGGGUUGGAUUAAUUAGCAGAAAGGUGUCCAAGUACUUAAUAUUUUUUUUAAUAAAAGUAGACAACUGAAGAACAAUAUAAAAGUAUUCGUAAUUAACGUCUAAAACGUUGAUGCAUUGGAAAAAUGUGAAAACAACACUUCAAGACAUCGGAAAACAAACCGAAUGAUUAUAUGGCGACCGACAGUCAACUGUCGCCUGAAGCUUGGAGGAAUUUAUACCCUCCUAUAUCGUAAGUGGGGAUACGUAGUCAACCAUCAGUUGUCAUAUCGUUUUGUAGACGGCUGAUAAAGAGAGACUUGAUUUUCAAUUGACCACUUGAAAGAUGAAAACAUUACAACAUUAUCAGAAAAUAAUGUAGAUAUUGCCAUAAUAAAAUCUAAAAACCGAAAAUUAAAUUUGAAAUGUAGUAAUGAAAAUGUUAUGUAAGGCGGGUAUGAUAAAUAUUCAUCCCCUCAUGUGAAUCAUGAAAAUAUUAAGAGUAAUAGUAUUUCGGAUGUGACUAUUGAUAUAGAAGAAAAUAAAAUUUCCAACAUCAAUCAGACAGCAAAUAAAGAACAUGAGUAUAAAGUUGAAAACAGUGAACAAGAAUCAAGUAAUAUUAGUGAUAAUAAUUGCACAACUACCAUCAAAGAACUUAGAUUAAGAGGCGGCCUUGAAGAAAACAUAACAGCUAGUAGCGGAAGAGGUAAUUUUAAUUUCAAUUAUACAGGUGAAUUUAAUUCAAAAGAAAUAAGACAAAAGUUUAUCAAGAAAGUUUAUUCGAUACUAACACUUAUGCUAGCAAUCGUAUUUGGGGAAAUUUUAUUUUUCAUUAUUUCGCCAGAAGCAAAGGAUUUUUUAAAAAAAUACAUUCUAUUAUGUGUCAUUUUAUCACUUUACAUGUAUAUUGUAUCAAUGUAUGCUAUUUCGUGCUAUGAGAAUGUAAGGAGGACUGUACCAUUAAAUUUUAUUGUUUUAACAAUCAUGAGUAUGUCAUUAGGCGUAGUCAUUAGUUGUGCAUGCAUCCACUAUCAAUUACGAAUAAUUAUUUUGGCUAUAUGUUAUACAUUUGCAUUGUCUUUAUCCGUUUCCAUAUUAGCUGCAUAUUGCCCGAUUGAUAUUACUAAAUUCGGCGUGCUUAUAUUUGUUAUGGGUGCAAUAAUUCUUAUUAUGGCAGUGAUAACAAGUUUUCUGCUAAGUCAUGUUUAUUUCGAGUACAAAAAAGCAGAAAUAAUUUUAGGAGCCGUUGGAGUGUUUGUUUUUUCCAUAUAUCUAGCCUACGAUACGCAGUUAAUCAUGGGCGGAAGAAAAGAAGAGAUUUCACCUGCAGAAUAUGUUUUAGCAGUUGUUAUAUUAUUUACAGAUAUUAUAAAUAUUUUCAUGUGUAUGCUUAACUUAAUAAACGGCGAAGAAGGCUAAUUAUAAUUUUUAU
Molecule: messenger RNA, 1593 nt
Organism: Daktulosphaira vitifoliae (grape phylloxera)
Lineage: Eukaryota; Metazoa; Arthropoda; Insecta; Hemiptera; Phylloxeridae
Product: protein lifeguard 3-like
Exons: 12
Coding region: 957-1580 (207 amino acids)
Cellular component (GO): membrane
Source: RefSeq, a predicted model, not a curated record